Penaeus monodon (black tiger shrimp) is the source of this 1304-nucleotide messenger RNA. Its product is annotated as RNA cytidine acetyltransferase-like. Gene Ontology annotation, molecular function: tRNA binding; ATP binding; 18S rRNA cytidine N-acetyltransferase activity. The record is from RefSeq and is a predicted model, not a curated record. NCBI's taxonomy places the organism in Eukaryota, Metazoa, Arthropoda, Malacostraca, Decapoda, Penaeidae. Gene Ontology annotation, cellular component: 90S preribosome; nucleolus. Gene Ontology annotation, biological process: rRNA acetylation involved in maturation of SSU-rRNA.
GUUCAUCCUGUCUUUGUCAUCAUGCCCGAUGUGUAUUGUUGUGGAUGACCUGCUGCGCAUCCUGCCUAUUUCGUCACAUCUGAGGGACCUGCAGCCUGUGCCUGCUGUGACAUCCUCGACGCCACUGUCACCCAACGACCAGGAACUGAAGGACCUCAAGGAAUCCCUUAAGGAGAGUCCUCCUGUGGGUCUCCUCGUUGAGCUUUGCAAGACAUUGGACCAGGCCAAGUCUGUACUACAGUUUGUGGUAGCCAUCACAGAAAAGACAUUGCGCACAACAGUCACACUCACAGCUGGCAGAGGACGAGGGAAAUCCGCUGCCUUAGGACUAGCCAUGGCCGGUGCCAUUGCUUUUGGUUACUCAAACAUUUUUGUCACAUCUCCGAGCCCUGAGAACUUGAACACGUUGUUUGAGUUUGUUCUAAAAGGUCUCAAUGCCAUGGGUUAUGAGGAGCACCUUAGCUACCAGGUACUGCGCUCUACCGACCCCCAGUUUAAUAAGUGUGUGAUGAGGGUUACAGUCACCAGGGAAAGACGACAGAUUAUCCAGUACAUUGCUCCAGGUGAGAGCAGCUGCCUGGGCCAGGCUGAGCUGGUUGUCAUAGAUGAAGCUGCAGCCAUUCCCUUGCCACUUGUCCGCAAGCUCUUGGGGCCGUACUUAGUGUUCCUGUCCUCGACUGUUUCUGGAUAUGAAGGCACAGGAAGGUCUCUUUCUUUAAAACUAAUUGACCAGUUACGGUCACAAGCCAAAGCAAGCAGUGCAAAUGCAGAGAAUGGAGACAAUAACACCAAAUCAAUGGAAUUAGGAAGAGUUCUGCAUGAGGUGACUUUGGAGGAGAGCAUCAGGUACAAGAGUGGCGACCCGGUGGAGAAGUGGCUCCACGAUUUGCUCUGCUUGGAGGCUUCCCUGCCACCGACCCCUACCGCAAUGCCCCUGCCCAGCCAGUGCCAGCUCUUCUAUGUCAACAGAGAUACUCUCUUUGGAUAUCACAAGGUAUCAGAGAAGUUCUUGGCACAAGUGAUGGGUCUUCUGGUGUCCUCACACUACCGCAACACACCUGAUGACCUUCAAACACUCUCUGAUGCCCCUGCCCAUCAUCUGUACGUCCUACUGCCCCCACAGGACACGACCAAGGGAGACACUCUGCCCCCCGUCCUUACAGUCGUACAGGUGGCGCUAGAGGGCAAGGUGUCCAAAGCCUCGGUGAUGUCAGCUCUUGCGCAAGGGGUAAAACCCUCAGGUGACCUCGUGCCCUGGACUGUUAGCAACCAGUUCCAGAACUAUGAUUUCCCGCAGCUGUCUG